AUGCUAGUGAAGAAGCUUUCUGUAGAUCUGCCAAUCCAGAAGAAAAACCUUGCUUUCUUGCUGGCGAUGCUCGAGUCAAUGAAAAUCAAGGUAGAAAAGACAUUCUCUUUUUAAAAAUCUUUCAAAUCACCAAUCAAAAUUCAAGUCAAAAGUAAACAGAGUCGUAUUAUUUAAAAUAGUAUAAGUGAAAGUGCCGCCCAAGACGCAUAAUUCGUUUUGUGUGUUUUGUCAUCUUUCUAUUCAUUUGAUUCAUUUACAGUCACUUAACUUUUUAAAGAUAAAGGGAGAAAGAAUGAAUGAAUGAAACAAAAGAAAACUAAAGAAAGAGAUAAGAUAGAAUGGAAAAGGGCAAGAUAUAGCUAAACUUCAGUUAAAAUAACCUUUAAAUCAAAGUACCCAUUUAUGAUUGAUGAAACCCGAUACCUCAGGUACAAUUUGUACCGUAACAAGCAAGGUUUGACUGACAUGUACGUGUAGCAUUUCAGGGCGCUCACUUAGAAUAUAGCCUGCGAACAGGCUCCUAAGAAAAGCGGACCAAAAACAAAUUGGCGAAGGAAGCAAGCCUAUGUGGACAGGAAUGUUAUUAAAGCCGGCGCAUUCAAAGGUAAAAACAAACUAAUUUGACAAGUCUAAUUACCUUAUUGACAAAUUUGUUAGAGGAUGAUUGCAAGUGGGUGCGCUACGUAGAUAGAUGAUAGAUAGAUGCAAACUAGUACGAAACUGGACAGUAUUAUAGUAAUUAACUAACAAAUUCUAAAUUUUCAUGCAAAACUCGUCUCUUAAUCAGCAUAAAGGAAUAACCGUGGAGUAAUUUUAUUGCAGCUCUUAUGGCGAUGCACACUUUGUGGGUUCGCGAGCACAACCGUAUUGCAACAAACCUUAAAUUGCUCCGUCCCUACGCGGAUGACGAGACUGUUUCAAGAGGCGCGUAAGAUUGUAAUAGCAGAGCUUCAACAUAUCACCUAUAAUGAGUGGCUUCCAGUGUUAUUCCCCAGUAAAGAAUUGGUAAGAACUUUAUCAAAGUACGUUAUAUCCGCACCGAUGAUGAAUCCUCUUACGGCCUCUUGAACUAACUUGUUCUUCUGUUGAUAAUCAUUUCACUAAUAAUCUUAGGCAUUUAAUUAAUUUAACCGAUAGAACGUACUGUGGUUUAAGAUUUGACUUCCCUAAAAGCAUACGUGAUGGAUAAUGCGCAAUUAAUUUCCUGAGAGACCCACAGUUUGAUGAGGCUAAAGAACCGGUAAACAAAUUUCAAAUUUUGAAAUUUUGAAGUGUAAUUUUUUAUUUUCCUUAAUUCAGUCUCUAUGUUGUUUAAAAUAACGUUUUGGCUAUAAAUGUCAGCCUUAGUCAUAUUCUUGAGAUGUUUUUAAGUUUAAUUUUACCUUAACCGUUCUUCAAAAAAGGGUUCGUACUGAAAAAGUCACUGUGUGACUGUCAGUUCAAUGCCAAGAAAAGGAAAUGUUGACCAGUGCAGAGAAUACGUUUUUUGUUACAAUAACAAAAACAGUAAAUUUUAAAAUCAUUUAAAAAAAAUUUAAAUAGUUUAACUCUCACGGAGGAAUUCGUUCCUAAAUUUUAACUUCGCUUUAAAAUGAAAUACAUUUGCACCUUGUCUAGUAUUUUACUGAUUCGCUAAAAAUGCUCUAACUUAGGAACAAAUGCGUCUUGUUGUCAAAGUAACAAUUUUGCAUGAUUCUUACCUUUGCAAUCAUUUAUUCUUUUAUUUCUUUCUUUCUGUUCUAACGCUUGGCCCAGCGUGCACGUGUGUUGAGCUCUAACUCAUUUUAAGCUAAGUCUAAACUAAGGGGGCCUCCAUACUUGGAAAAAAAAACAGCCACUUAACUGAAAACUGAUCGGCGAAAGCAACACACAUUAUUUGCGUCAUCCUUGCCCCGGCAUUUAAUACAAGAGAGCGCAUUUUAAGAAUGUUUUUAUAUUUUUUUUUUCAGAGAAAACAAUUUGGUGUUCUUUUAAAACCUAAAGGAAAAUUCUUCACUGGAUAUGACCCCGAAGUGAAUGUGCAAUGCACCAACGUUUUCUCUACAUCCGCUCUGAGAAUGGGUCACAGUUUAAUUCGCGCCGUUUUUGAUUUGAGAUCAGCC
This is a messenger RNA of Porites lobata, 2102 nucleotides long. NCBI's taxonomy places the organism in Eukaryota, Metazoa, Cnidaria, Anthozoa, Scleractinia, Poritidae. The record is from the annotation of a GenBank genome assembly.